AUGGUGAUCACCAUCCUGGCGGGCGGCGAAAUCACAAUCCAAACGAUUGGAGCUUGCCUCGUCUUUUUUGCAACGCGAAUCUGCCACUGGGCCUUUGUCAGUGCCAUUCACAUUUGGUGGCUGUCACCGCGCAACAGGAAUGUGUACAUCAAGGAGUUUGCAGCUGAGGCCGCGAAGGGCAACGUGGACAUGACCUUGAUGCUGAAGCAUCAUCCAGAGACCAUGUCUGAAACCUUCGGGGACACCUCCACCACGGAGUUUCAAAUAGUCGAAGCCACUGCUAGGCCUGCAGCGCAUCUUCUCCUCCUGGGCAACGUGAUGAUGCACCUCAAGGGUGGCGACAUCUUCUCGUGUGGCUUGCAUGCCUUUCGUGGCGCGAUCGCGCCUUUCGGUCUCAUGAUGGUCAUGAACACUCCCGUCAUAUCGGGAGCAGGUGGCUCGAAUGCUCGGAUGCGGCAGUAUCUGCCUGUCUCCGACCUGGACACCCUCUAUGUCUUCCAAUGGGCCUGCGGCCUGAAAUUGAAAGAGGGCUUCGGAUCUUUCCCAUCUAAAGGGGACUAA
Messenger RNA from Symbiodinium necroappetens, 561 nucleotides. The record is from the annotation of a GenBank genome assembly. NCBI's taxonomy places the organism in Eukaryota, Dinophyceae, Suessiales, Symbiodiniaceae.